This is a messenger RNA of Diversispora eburnea, 275 nucleotides long. The record is from the annotation of a GenBank genome assembly. Lineage: Eukaryota; Fungi; Glomeromycota; Glomeromycetes; Diversisporales; Diversisporaceae.
AAGAAACAAAUGAAGCAAAUAAUGAGCAAAAUGAUUUACGCUCGCAACAUCAAAUACUUCAACAAAAUAAAAAAUUUAGCAUUACCGAAGAAACGGAUAAUGAAAUAGAUAAUGAAAUAACAAAUAAUGAAUCAUUAUUAACCCAUGAUGGAAAUGUUGCUCGUCGAUCUAUAAAUUCCGCGUUGGUAUCUAGAAGAAAACAACAAAAGCUAAAUAAGAUCUCAAAACGAUAUACACGCAUGGAAAGUAUUAUGGAAGGAACAGAUGAAGAAUAA